Molecule: messenger RNA, 951 nt
Organism: Marchantia polymorpha subsp. ruderalis
Lineage: Eukaryota; Viridiplantae; Streptophyta; Marchantiopsida; Marchantiales; Marchantiaceae
Source: the annotation of a GenBank genome assembly
UCGCGGUAAGCGCGGAAGAGAGGCAGAGUAGUAAACCGGAACAAGCGGUAGCAACUCCGGUAGUGUAUUGUGGAAGCGCGGCCAGGCGAGCAAAACCUCCGAGUCAAACCCUAAGCCUCAGGUUUGCGCACUGCGUUCGGAUUUGGAAAUUUCUCUCGACACCUCGAGCGAAGUAAAAAACGCGCGCAACCAUGGCGACCACCAAAGUGCAGCGGAUUAUGACACAGCCGAUCAACUUAAUCUUUCGAUUUUUGCAAAGUAAAUCGAGGAUUCAAAUUUGGUUGUUCGAACAGAAGGACCUCCGAAUUGAGGGCCGUAUUAUUGGUUUUGAUGAGUACAUGAAUCUUGUACUCGAGGAUGCCGAGGAGAUCUCUCUAAAGAAGAAAACCAAGAAGCCCCUGGGAAGAAUUCUUCUGAAAGGUGACAACAUCACGUUGAUGAUGAAUACGGGCAAAUGAUACAACGAUGUUAACUACACUGGGAAGUAGUGAACUAUGCAGCACUUUGAAGAUGCACUGGUUAUCAACCUUUUAGAUACCACUUGCACUGGAGGUUAUUCCACUUUUGACACUCGCUCACUUUGGAAACUCCAACGACCAUCUUGAUGUUUUUUACAAGGUGUCAAGGUCACACGUAGUAUCUGAACAGCAGUUGGAAAUAGCGGCGCAUUGCUAAACGCCUGCUAAGACUUGCAGGGAGUUUUGUCGUGGUGAAGCUGAACACCAAGUCUGGUGGCUUCAUCAUCUGCCCUGUGAGGUGUACAUUGUAUAGCGCAUGUUUGACCGGUCAAGUACAAAAGAUGAUAUUAUUUCCAAUUACAUACAGAUUUGUUCCUCUGUUACUCGCCUGGCAGAGCAGUAACAAUUUUUUUACAUCAAGGUUUCUGUUGUGCCUGAAGGAAGAAUGGCGGGGGCUUCUUUUUCUGAAGAAUCUUCCGGAAUGGUCUUUUCU